Fusarium coffeatum is the source of this 408-nucleotide messenger RNA. RefSeq lists its product as uncharacterized. Bases 1 to 408 code for a protein of 135 amino acids. The record is from RefSeq and is a predicted model, not a curated record. Lineage: Eukaryota; Fungi; Ascomycota; Sordariomycetes; Hypocreales; Nectriaceae. The transcript has a single exon.
AUGUCGACCACAAACGAUCCCAUGCGCGAAACUACUGUGCGCCCUUCCCAACAAGGCCUUGAAAAUAUCCUUCAAGGUGUUCAAGGUGUUGAAACCAGACUUAAAGGAAUUAACACCCAACUUUGCAAGAUACUGGAAACUACUAAAGGGAUUACAGCCAAACUUGACAAGACGAUCGAAAAAGUUGAAGAAAUCGACGCCAAUCUUGGCAAAACACUGGAAACACUGAAAGGAAUUGACACCAAAGUUGAAGGACUUGACAAGCAGCUGAGAGACUCUUUCCAGGCUAUUGGAGCUAAAUGUGACGAAAGAUUUGAUGAAUUUGACAAGAAGCUGGAUCAACUUGGAAAUUUCAUCGCCAUCUUUACUGCCGCUCCUAACACUACUUUCGAAAGAGCUAAACUGUAG